Cercospora beticola is the source of this 1602-nucleotide messenger RNA. Its product is annotated as cytochrome P450. NCBI's taxonomy places the organism in Eukaryota, Fungi, Ascomycota, Dothideomycetes, Mycosphaerellales, Mycosphaerellaceae. Gene Ontology annotation, molecular function: iron ion binding; oxidoreductase activity, acting on paired donors, with incorporation or reduction of molecular oxygen; monooxygenase activity. The record is from RefSeq and is a predicted model, not a curated record.
AUGCCAUAUUUCAAGCUGCUCGAUUCAACGACAAUCGUUUUGGCGAUUCAGAUUGCCACUGCGAGUGUCAUUGCGUAUGCCGUAAGCAGAGCAAUCUACAAUCGCUGCUUUCACCCUUACAGCCGCUUUCCCGGCCCAUUAUUAGCCUCUAUAUCGGACCUGUGGUACUUCUGGCGUGUACGACAUGGCUUGGCCGGACACAAUGACCUCCUCCUGCACGAGAGGUACGGAUCUCUGGUUCGCAUCACACCAGGUCAAAUCAUGAUCUCCGAUCCAGCUGCGAUAGAGACGAUAUACGGCCCAGCGAAUGUCUUUCCCAAAGCAGAAUUCUACUCUGGCUUUGACCCCAGCAUCGGUCCUCGAGCUGGCAAUUUCGAGGAGAGAGAUGAGGCCAAGCAUUCAGUCAGACGCCGGAUUGUGGCUCCUCUCUAUACCCAAGCUUCGAUCUUGCAAUUUGAGCCCUGCGUAGACCGCCUGAUAGCGCUCUUCUACGAAAGAAUGGAACUUCUAGCGGAAGCGAAAGUGGAGUUCGAUAUGUCAGCCUGGCUCAGGAAAUACACCUUCGACGUGGUUGGAGAUAUCUUCUAUGGGAGGCAAGGAGGCUUUGGGUUUAUCAGAGAUAACAUCGAUUACAAUAACUGGUGUGCGUUGAUGGUGACGAUGCCAUCCUUAUCUUCUGCCAUUACAUAUAUCUCCAAGCCAUUGAGGCCAAUUGUCUUUGCAGCGGAGAUGAUCUACCCAAGCACAAGAGUCGGAGCUAGAGGCUUUUUCGAAGUCAUCACGCAAUCACACAAGGCGGUCAAACAGCGCUUACAAGAACGUGCGACUCAGGAAUCAAAGCCCAAGAACGACGUUUUGAACAGACUGCUGGAUCUCGUUAACACAUCACCAGAUCGGAAGCAGCACUGGACAGAACUAGACGUCACAGCUGAAAUCUGGACAAUGAUCUGGGCAGGCAGCGACACAACAGCCAUCGCUCUGACGAGCAUCUUCUACCACCUUCACAAAAACCCCUCAGCCCUCGAAAAUCUCCGCAAUGAAAUCGACCAAGCCUUUGCAGAAGGUCGCCUCACAUACCCUCUGCGAUUCGGCGCCUGUAUCAAGCUCCCCUACCUCCACGCAGUCGUUCGCGAAGCAAUGCGCAUGCAUUCAUCCCUCGGUCUGGGCCUCCCCCGAGUCGUCCCUCCCGGCGGCGAAAUUAUCUGUGGCCAAUUCUUCCCCGAAGGUCAAGGCGUAAUCAUGAACGCCUGCGUUAUUAACUUCAACACGAACAUUUUCGGUGAAGACGCAGAUCGAUUCAUACCCGAACGCUGGAUGCGAAAUGGCGUGGAGAAGGCCAAUGAGAUGGAGAGACAUAUGUUACAAUUUGGAUACGGACCGAGGAUUUGUAUCGGGAAGCAUAUCACUAAUGUUGAAAUGUAUAAACUUCUUCCGACCAUUUUGCGGGACUUUGAGUUUGUUGGGUUGGAAGAGAAGACGUGGAAGGUUUUUGGAGGGUGGUUUCAUCAUCAGAGUGGUGUUGAUGUGAGAGUGCGGAGACGCAGGCCCAGGGAUGAGAAUACUACUGUUGAGAUUCCGGAGGGGAAGUGGAGGGAGGCGUGA